AUGCCAGCACCAGGACUCAGGGAAGAGUACGAUAUUGUCGUUGCAGGAGGUGGCACUGCAGCAUGUGUCCUUGCUGGCAGGUUACAAAUGGCAGACCCCGCUCUCUCGAUCCUCAUCAUCGAGGAAGGCAGAGACAAUUACGAAGACCCGACGGUCCGAACGCCAGCUCUGUUUCUGGCUCACAUGGCACCCGACUCAACAUCCGCUGUUUUUCUGCCUUCCAAGCCUACCGAACAGGUUGGAGGUCGGCCCCUGAUCAUCCCCCGUGCUGCCAUUCUGGGUGGAGCAAGUUCCAUCAACUUCAUGAUGUAUUGUCGCGCGCAGGCGGUCGAUUUUGAUGAGUGGAAGGCGGAAGGCUGGACUCAUAAAGAUAUGAUCCCACUCCUGAAGAGAUUGGAGACGUAUCAUGCCGGCACCACCAAGGCAGACGAACGUGUUCAUGGCACAUCUGGUCCCAUCAGUGUAUCUCUAGGUUCUUGGCCCAAGACUGCAUACUCCUGUCAGUUCCUGCGGGCUGCUGCUGCCUGUGGUAUGCCUUCAAGGGACGACCUACAAGACCUGGAAACCGCGGUUGGCUUUGAGCGAAUGCACAAAUUUAUCUCUCCGGAAGGUGUGCGACAAGACGCAGCUCAUACUUACCUCCAUCCCUUACUCCAUGACGGCGCUCAUCCAAACCUCAAGGUGCUCUUACACACCAAAGUCAGUCGCGUGCUAUUUGAUGACCAGAACCGAGCGACGGGUAUUGAGUACAUCUCUUCAGCGCCCUGGAAUGCUGGAAGUCCUACAACUCCCACACUGGGAGCUGUCCGAGCCAAGAAACUUGUCGUUGUAUGUGCGGGCGCUCUUGCCUCCCCGGCCAUUCUCGAGCGGUCAGGCAUCGGUGGACGAGCUCAUCUCGAGAAGCUGGGUAUCCAAGUCAUCAGCGAGCUUCCAGGCGUCGGUGAAAGAUACCAGGACCAUCCAUUCAUACACUAUGCGUACAAGUCUUCACUUCCCGAACACGAGACACUAGACUGGUUUCUCCGUAAUCCUGCAAAGAUCCCAGAGCUUAUGGCUCAAACGAAUCUUGUUCUUGGGACCAAUGGCCUGGAAAUCUUCGGCCGUUGGCGGCCAUCAAUUUCGGAUGUAAAGAAAAUUAGCAAUCCAGCCAUGACCAAAAUCUGGCAGGAGGAAUUUGAGCCGCAUCCCUCAAAACCACUGAUGCUCACUGGUUCCUUUGCUGGCUACCUUGGUCCUCCUACCGAUGUGCCACCGGGGCAGUAUUUUACGAUUGGCAACUACAUCCCCUAUCCGCACUCUAGGGGCUCUGUCCACAUUACCGCGAAGGACGCCGAUGCACCGCUAGAAAUCAGUACUGGUUUCUUCGAAGGUCCCGGGGAUGUCGACUUGGAUGUACAUGUUUGGGCCUACAAGCGAACCAGGGAGAUCGCUCGCCGGCUAGAUUGUUAUCGUGGAGAGACCCCCGUUGGGCACCCGAAUUUCGCCCCUUCUUCGAGGGCGGCUUUGGCAACUCUUGACAACAGUGCAACAGAAGAGGCAGCCAAGCACGGCAAGCAGUUGGAAGACCUGGAAUACUCGGCUGAGGACGACGAAGCGAUCAAGGUCUGCAUCAGGGAGCGCAUUGCGACUGCGUGGCAUUAUCUGGGUUCUGCACAGAUGCGGCCACGUGAGCAAGGAGGAGUAGUGGACAAAGACCUCAAUGUCUACGGUGUCAGCAAGCUGAAGGUUGCAGGUAUGGCAUUUUCUCCUUCUCUUUCGUUUCGCGACUCGUCUAAGCCCUGGAACCUUUGCAUAUUUGGCACUGUGAACCUUAUUCAAGGAUGA
This is a messenger RNA of Fonsecaea multimorphosa CBS 102226, 1824 nucleotides long. RefSeq lists its product as uncharacterized. The coding region runs from base 1 to 1824 and encodes 607 amino acids. The transcript is spliced from 3 exons. The record is from RefSeq and is a predicted model, not a curated record. Gene Ontology annotation, molecular function: flavin adenine dinucleotide binding; oxidoreductase activity, acting on CH-OH group of donors. Lineage: Eukaryota; Fungi; Ascomycota; Eurotiomycetes; Chaetothyriales; Herpotrichiellaceae.